Molecule: messenger RNA, 417 nt
Organism: Ostertagia ostertagi
Lineage: Eukaryota; Metazoa; Nematoda; Chromadorea; Rhabditida; Trichostrongylidae
Source: the annotation of a GenBank genome assembly
AUGCGUUGUUUGCUGAUACUGUGCAUGCUCUCCUGCGUAACCUUGUGCUUCAUGAACUUCCCGAUAGAAAUUAGUAAAUGCAAAAAAGGUCAAUGGUUUGUGAGGAACUACAUUGUGUUCAACUGUUUCAGUGAUAACGCUCAAAACGAGCUGAGACCAUUUGCAUGCGAUCCAACUAAUGGUGUAGCAAUAAAGAGGCGCAAGCGACCGGUAUUUCUUCACGAAACCUAUCACGGUGAUGGAUUCAUUUAUGAAUGUGCUCGCGACAAUCAUACGAAUGGAGUUGUCUGGAGAGCUGCUGCGUGUUAUAUCAAUGGUGAGAAGUUCGCUCCAGGAACAUUUGUGAAAGGGCGAUACGACUCCGUUUAUCUGUGUUACAAAGAUCUUGAUGGCCUUAUACGGAUACGCAUGAGAAAA